Gloeophyllum trabeum ATCC 11539 is the source of this 1595-nucleotide messenger RNA. RefSeq lists its product as uncharacterized. Gene Ontology annotation, cellular component: membrane. NCBI's taxonomy places the organism in Eukaryota, Fungi, Basidiomycota, Agaricomycetes, Gloeophyllales, Gloeophyllaceae. The transcript has 12 exons. The coding region runs from base 63 to 1379 and encodes 438 amino acids. The record is from RefSeq and is a predicted model, not a curated record.
AACGCGAAGUCGGCGAAUCGACAAUUAACCUUCCCGAGCGGGGACAAAGACCAGCGGUCGAGAUGUUUUCAUAUUCGUUCUUCGACAAGAGCCCUUCGUUUGCGAAAAGUCGGGCGUUGUAUUUCAAGGUGGUCGCAGGAGGUGCUUUCUUGAUUAUUUUGACGAUCAUGUCUAUGCUGCCUAUAUAUUGGGGGGCCCUAUGGAAGCCGAGCGUGCAACUGCACAAGAUACACGGGUGGAUUGUGGACUUUGAUGGGGACAUGAUUGGCCAAGCCGUCACGCAGGCAUUCACGAGUGCUACGGGACAAAAUACUCAAAUAUCCUGGAGAGUGGUCGACACGGCGCGAUUUCCGAACGGUCCGUCAGACGUCGCGUCGUCUGUAGUGGAUGAAAAGUGCUGGGUCGCAGUUGUCGUUAACGCGAAUGCCACGCGGAAUUUGCAGCAGGCAGUGUCGUCUCAAGAUGGUUCUUAUAACGGGACUCACGCCAUAACAGCCUAUGCGGAAGAAGCCAGAAACGAGAACGCAUAUCGGGCGUUUAUCUCGCCGAUAACGCAAGGCAUCCUUCAACAAGUUUCGAUUCGAUUCGCUCUCCAGUUUGCCCACCAACUCUCAAGUAGCGGCAGCGCGAACGUUACCGCCCUGGCUAGCGCCGCUCCUUCGGUCCUCGUGCAACCUGUCUCAUUCACUAUGGCUAAUAUUCGACCGUUCGAUGUGCCUGUAGCGCAAGCGGUAGACCUGGUCGGCUUGAUCUACCUGCUCAUUCUUUCGUUCAUUGCAUCCAUGAUCAACUUUGCUGCCCGGGAGACCGUUUCCGGCCUCGACCGACUCCUCACCUUGCGGUCCCUCAUACUCCUACGCCUCAUCUCGCCGAUAGUGAUGUACUUCCCCGUCUCCCUCUUCUACUCGCUCGUUAGCCUGGCGUUCCAGGUGCCCUUCACACGCGCCUUCGGCCACGCAGGGUUCUUCAUCUACUGGAUGCUGUCCUGGAUGUCGAUGUCAGCGCUUGGGCUUGCGUGCGAAGCGAUGCUCACCAUCCUCGGUCAGCGAUUCAUUGCGUUCUUCCUAUUUCCCUGGAUCAUAUCCAAUGUGUCCGUGUCGUCGCUCCCGAUUGAGGCUCUCCCCGGUAUCUUCCGGUACGGCUACGCGGCGCCCUUCUACAACGUCUCGCGCGCGGUGCGGACCAUCGUAUUUAAUACCAAGAACGAGGUCGGGUUGAAUUUCGGGGUGCAGUUCGCGUGGAUUGGCGUGUCGUUCGUGACCAUCACUCUCUUCCAGUAUUUGGCAAGGCGGAGGUUAGAGAAGCAGUUGAGAAAUAUGCCCGAUGAGCAGAACGUCGAGUCAGGCGAAGCAUCUGAAGUGAAGCAGAGGAAUGUAUGAAGGGAACGCAGAUUAGUGAUGACUUCUUACGACGGACAUGAAUGGUUAGAGGGCUAACGUAUCUGAGGUGAAUAGUGUUUAGGAUACAUUGGUGCGAAAGCACUCCUACUAGUAAUGUAACGUACAGCGGGGUUUCAGGACCAAGUCGAGUCUUUUCCGAAGCUGCCGAGAAGAACGAGUCUCCGGCCCUGCUUUCAUGGAAGAGAUGAUUCCCAG